Saxophila tyrrhenica is the source of this 630-nucleotide messenger RNA. RefSeq lists its product as uncharacterized. The coding region runs from base 1 to 630 and encodes 209 amino acids. Lineage: Eukaryota; Fungi; Ascomycota; Dothideomycetes; Mycosphaerellales; Extremaceae. The transcript has 2 exons. The record is from RefSeq and is a predicted model, not a curated record.
AUGCAUCCACAGUCCGAGAUCCCAUCAAACUCGCCUUUUGGCCCUCAUGUACCCUACACCUACACAGCACUUGCUCCGGAUCUGGGACCACUUGAGCUUCGAUCAUCCAACACCACACGAGAUCCGAACGUGAACCCACAGGUCGCCACUCGAUCGGCCGACAUAUUAUGUGAUCUUACUCCUGCCGCACUGUCCGAGGCUCGAAAACGACACUACGACCUGAUACUGAUUCACAUGCCUAUCAUCACCCGCAUCUAUCAAAAAUUCAAGAACCUGAUCGACGCCUACCUCGCUGUCUACCUUGAAUUGCGCAAGGACAAGACGAAACUGAAACAAUGCCACGAGACUCUGCUGCCCGCCCAGCAGUUCUUUAACAACGAACCCGACACUGACGCAAGUGUCCAUACGAACAUGGACUCUGCGAUCGCUAUGAUUCGAGAUGGCCUGAAAAUGGCUGGUGGCCUGAAGUUGAUCUUCGAUGACUGGCAUGAAAAGUUGUCAGAGGUUAAACGGGAACAGCUCCAUUUGAAGGAGGUUGCUGAACCGAGGCGGAGAAUCGUCAAGCGUUUGCUAGCGGGUAAGAUAAUGGAGAACGAAGCACUAGAGGAGACGGAGCAGGCAAGGGCAUAG